Drosophila kikkawai is the source of this 970-nucleotide messenger RNA. NCBI's taxonomy places the organism in Eukaryota, Metazoa, Arthropoda, Insecta, Diptera, Drosophilidae. The record is from RefSeq and is a predicted model, not a curated record.
AUCAAAGGAGACCGGCUGAUUCUACUCCCCCUCCUGCCACUUCAGUAUCAGAAAUAUUUACAUCAAGAUGAACAGGAAGCUCCACUUGAUUCCUCUUUUUUCCAUCAAUAGCGACCGCUGGCGCAAGCCCAUCUACAACGUUGUGGGCGUCACCUCGGGCCUAGCGGUGCUGGGAAUUCGCUUCGACAAAGGUGUCAUGAUGGCCACGGACACCCUUGUGUCCUAUGGCUCCGAGAAGGCCUUCCAGGAAUCUCAGCGUAUGUUUAAGAUGAAUGAGAACAUUGUGUUCGGCGGCAGCGGCGACUAUGCCGACUUCAUAAUCGCCAAGACCCACAUCGAGACCAUGAUCAUCCAGGACUUUUGCUUCGGGCAGCCCAAUCUACUCAAGCCCAGCAUGCUGACCCACUGGCUGAGUACCGAGCUCUACAACCGGCGGGUGGCUGGGCAGCCGCUCAGCUUCGACUCGGUAGUGGGCGGAAUCCAGCACGACGGAACGCCGUACCUGGCCACCAUAACCCGUUACGGAGGCUUCUAUGCGGAUUUCGUGGCGGCCACUGGGCCGGCCCGCAUGGGUAUACCAAUGAUUUGCUAUCGCAAGCCGAACGACAGAGAGUUCACCGCCAUGGAGGCUGCCAAGUUGAUCGAGGACGUCAUGGCGGUGGUGUUCUACCGGCACACUAGUGCCCUGGAAAGCUACCUGGUGGGGAUAUGCAAGCGCGGCAAGUGCAGCGUGGAGGGACCAUUCAAGAUCAGAAAUCACUGGGAAUUUGCAGCCACCAUUUCCGGCUACUAACUUUUACUACUAUUUCUAUCCUUGAUUUGCCAAUUGUGGUGGCUUACACACAAAACACAAGUCAUAUUUUAUACAAAUCCUUAUUUCUAAACAAAAAUCAAUUCAAAACUUGAUACUGGUUUACUCGAUCUUUUUUUUGUUUAUAAUAAAAACGUUGAGUGAUUGAUGGCAACGAUA